CGCUAACCCUAAAUCCACACCACCAUUGCCACCCCCAUCACCCGUUUCUUCAGAGUUUCAGACUGUCUUUUUACCAUGUCGAUCAAGGACUUACCACCGCCACUGAUUGUUAUACGCUCUGUGUUUGCGUACAACCUUGAACCCGAAUUCCGCUUGAUCGCAUCAAUCAUCGAUGAUUACCCUUUCGUUUCCAUGGACACGGAGUUUCCAGGCGUCGUCGUUCGUCCUAACGCCGGCUACGAUUACUUCCGCAACCAGAACGCUUCCGAUCACUAUGUCCUCCUCAAAUCGAAUGUUGACGCUCUGAAACUCAUCCAGGUCGGUCUCACCCUCACCGAUGCUGACGGAAAUCUCCCUGAUCUUGACGAGACCGAUAAUAACACUCGUUACAUUUGGGAAUUCAAUUUCAACGACUUUGAUCCGUCACGUGACCAGCACGCUUCCGACUCGAUCGAACUUUUAAAACGACAAGGGAUUGAUUUUGAGAAGAAUCGUGAAUAUGGGAUUAACUCUGUGAAAUUCUCAGAGUUGAUGAUGUCGUCGGGGAUGGUAUGUAACGAGCGUGUGAGCUGGGUGACUUUUCAUAGCGCCUAUGACUUUGGGUACUUGGUUAAGAUCCUGACGGGUCGGUUUUUGCCAGAUGAUUUGACCCGGUUUCUUUAUCUUUUGAGGACUUUCUUUGGCGAUAACGUUUACGAUGUUAAGCAUCUGAUGAGGUACUGUGAGAGUCUUUAUGGUGGGUUGGACCGGGUGGCUAAGACUUUGGAGGUGGAUCGAGCUGUUGGGAAGUGUCACCAGGCAGGUUCAGAUAGCUUACUGACCUGGCAUGCUUUUCAGAAGAUUAAGGCUCUUUGCAGAGGCGGGCCUGAGAAGUAUGCCGGCGUUCUGUAUGGAUUAGAAGUUUUCUGAGGUGUUCUCGUGAUGGUAGCCUGUAGAAAUCUCUUUUUAAAAUCCUAUUAGCAAAUCAACAGCUGUAAAGUUCUGGUCUUUAUAAUAUCAAUUUAGCUGCGAUCAUUCAAUUAUUUGUUUUUUAUUAGUUUUGACGAUUCUAUAUAACAACUUAGGGGCCUUUUACC
Molecule: messenger RNA, 1076 nt
Organism: Cynara cardunculus var. scolymus (artichoke)
Lineage: Eukaryota; Viridiplantae; Streptophyta; Magnoliopsida; Asterales; Asteraceae
Product: probable CCR4-associated factor 1 homolog 11
Exons: 1
Coding region: 76-909 (277 amino acids)
Cellular component (GO): CCR4-NOT core complex; P-body; CCR4-NOT complex
Molecular function (GO): poly(A)-specific ribonuclease activity; nucleic acid binding
Source: RefSeq, a predicted model, not a curated record